Messenger RNA from Cheilinus undulatus (humphead wrasse), 290 nucleotides. Its product is annotated as protein S100-B-like. Gene Ontology annotation, molecular function: calcium ion binding; S100 protein binding; RAGE receptor binding. Gene Ontology annotation, cellular component: cytoplasm; nucleus. The record is from RefSeq and is a predicted model, not a curated record. The transcript is spliced from 2 exons. Lineage: Eukaryota; Metazoa; Chordata; Actinopteri; Labriformes; Labridae. Bases 1 to 276 code for a protein of 91 amino acids. Gene Ontology annotation, biological process: positive regulation of cell population proliferation; positive regulation of canonical NF-kappaB signal transduction.
AUGACAGACCUGGAGAGUGGCAUGAUCACUAUCAUCCGAAUUUUCCACAAAUACUCGGGGCACAAGUGCAACCUGAAGAAAGCAGAGCUGAAGGAUCUCAUCAACAAUGAGAUGAGUCAUUUCAUAAUGAAAAUCCAAGAGAAAGAAACUUUGGACGAACUUUUUGCUGACCUCGACCAGAACGGAGACCUGGAGAUCGACUUUAAAGAAUUCAUCACUCUCAUUGCCAUGGUGACUUCAGCAUGCCAUGAACUUCAUCCCAAAACCACAUCAUGAUCAAUUAGCAUGAU